Boleophthalmus pectinirostris (great blue-spotted mudskipper) is the source of this 661-nucleotide messenger RNA. RefSeq lists its product as uncharacterized. The record is from RefSeq and is a predicted model, not a curated record. Gene Ontology annotation, molecular function: protein binding. Lineage: Eukaryota; Metazoa; Chordata; Actinopteri; Gobiiformes; Gobiidae. The coding region runs from base 142 to 462 and encodes 106 amino acids. Gene Ontology annotation, biological process: signal transduction. The transcript is spliced from 2 exons.
GUCGACAAUUUAUGCUUAGGUAAAGUAAUGCCAGUUUACAUAGACAAUGACAGUUUAUGUGGGUUGAUGUGUAUUUUUGGUUUAUAAGGAGACAAAAGAAAAACGAGGAAAAGAUCUAAGAAGUUCAAACAAAUAUCUGAAAUGCAUGAGGUUGUUCCACCCAAAAAGAUCUUCACCACAGUGCUGGUGACAGAGAAGCAGCUGAUGUCUGUAGCCCGGGCUAUAGGACAGUCCUGGAGAGAGAUGGCCAUCAUGGCUCUUGAGAUCCCAUCUGUGAAGCUGGAGCAGAUUGUAGCAGACAACCCUGGUCAGGUGAAUCAAGUGUUUGCUGCUCUGCGCUAUUGGAAGAACAUCCAAGGGAACAAAGCCACUCCCACCUACCUCUACUCACUGCUCAGUCAACAGGAUUUCGACCUGUCACAAGAAGUUUUUAUGUCUUUAUUGGAGAACAAGUCAUGUUAGGGCACAUUAUGUUAUAAUAUGACUUUCAACAUUUUUAUAUGUAUAUCUAUAACUUUUAUUUAAUGUUGUUUUUACAUAAUCACAUUGUUACAAAAAAAUCAUGCGUUUUUUAUAUGUGCUUUCAAUACGACUGUUGCUCAAUUGAUAAUAUGCCUGUAAAAAAAAAUAUGUAUAUAAUCCAAUAAAUCUGAUUUUGGUA